This is a messenger RNA of Neogale vison (American mink), 1466 nucleotides long. RefSeq names its product zinc finger protein 785-like. Gene Ontology annotation, cellular component: nucleus. The record is from RefSeq and is a predicted model, not a curated record. Lineage: Eukaryota; Metazoa; Chordata; Mammalia; Carnivora; Mustelidae. Gene Ontology annotation, molecular function: DNA-binding transcription activator activity, RNA polymerase II-specific; RNA polymerase II cis-regulatory region sequence-specific DNA binding. Gene Ontology annotation, biological process: regulation of transcription by RNA polymerase II.
GGAAGUGUCUCGAGGAGUGGUCACAUCCAGCAGGCCCCCGGGUGCGGUCACGGAACCACCUGCUCAGAGCUCUGCUGGAACUCUGGGCAGAGCCCGGUCAGGCCUUGGUUCAAGAACACGACAACCCGCAGAUCACCUUUCUCCUGCUCAGACUGUGGCCGCAACUUCAGCUACCCCUCCCUCCUGGCCACCCACAGGCGGGUCCACUCCGGGGAGCGGCCCUUCCCCUGUGACCAGUCGGCCCGUUUCUCCCAGCGCGAGGACCUGCUCCAGCAUCAGCUCAUCCACACAGGGGAAAAGCCCUACUCCUGCCCUGAUUGUGGGCGACGUUUCCGCCAGAGGGGUUCCCUGGCCAUCCACAGACGGGCUCACACCGGGGAGAAGCCCUACCCAUGCCCAAACUGCGAAAGUCGCUUCACUUACCCCUACCUGCUAGCCAUCCACCAGCGCACACACACAGGCGAGAAGCCCUACAGCUGUCCGAGCUGCAGCCUCCGUUUCGCCUACAGCUCCCUGCUGGCCAUCCACAGGCGCACCCACACAGGCGAGAAGCCCUACCCCUGUCCAGACUGUGGCCGCCGGUUCCCCUACUCCUCUCUCCUCCUCAGUCACCAGCGCAUUCACUCGGACAACCGGCCCUUCCCCUGUCCACAGUGUGGGAAGGGCUUUAAGCGCAAGUAUGCCUUGGAAGCCCACCAGUGGAUCCAUCGCUCUGGCAAGAGGCCGAGGUGGCAGCGGCCUGCAGUAGGGCUCUCGGAGCCAGUGCUUGUUUUGGGAGGCCAGGAUCCCCCAGUUCAUUUCCGGUGCUUUCCAGAUAUAUUUCAAGAAUGUGGGUGAUGGAGCUCGCCAGAGAUGACCUGUUUUCUUUGGAAGGGAAAAGGCAAAGUUGAUGUAUUUGGGGGAUAAGGAAUGGAUGGAAAGGAAGUAAGCACUUAAGGCAAACAAAGCUCUGAGUUAAGGGAGCACAGAGCUGGUCCUUCGGGAGGAGGGGGGAAUCUGAAAGGUCACCUGAAGGCUGAACCCAUUUUCUGAGGCUCUCGCUCCCCCUUCCAAGUCCCACUUGGAGUUUCUUCGCAGGAAAUCAUUCACCUACCUGGCUUUUCUCCCUGGACUGUUCUCUCCCUCAGAGGAUCCUGCUUUCUGGUCUGUGUCUCUCCUGUUCCUCAGAGAUGGGGCCCCUCGGUGCAAGAACCCAUUCAAGGAGCCCAUAUACAUUCUGAGUAUCCCCUGGAACAGAAGGGACACCUUGGGCCUAUCCUCAGUAGGGGAAGCUCACCCAAGGAUUCUUCUAGCCAGGGUCGAUGAGACAUCUGGCAAGGAAACACAGCGUCAAGCCACUGUUGGCACUCUUGGUCUUAAAGUCCUGAAGGUGACCCCAGGGAGAACAACGGCUUCGGGCGGGGAACUGUCCUGCCCUUCGCGCACAUCGCACAGAGCGCACAGAAGUGUCAAGCUUAGCUUAAAGG